CGCUGCCCAGUCCUGUGUUGGAACGAGCGUCUGACAUCGCUCGUUUGCAGUUCUUCAGAGCAGGUAGUAUAUCUGAGGUCGUCCCCCGUGUGCUUUGUGUUUAAGUUGUUUCCAUAUACUCCAUUCAGAUACAGGCGCAGAUGAUUCAUCUUCGAAUCGAGGUCUGUGAAUUCAGGUGUAACUGCUAAACGAUUCAAUCAUUGUGCCUUCCACCACUUACAAAGCUUCAGAGAAUCAGUAGUGUUUUCUCCAGCCAUCGCACUUGCCUCGUUAUCUCGAUGCUGACAUAGAGAGGCAAGCCGUACUCCAACGCCCCAUCAUCUCCUGCAACUCUCGUCUCGACUACAUCACAACACUCUCCUCAACCUCAUCUCACCCCCUUUUUUUGGACAACCGCAACAUUCACACUCGUUUUUGGACUGAUCUUCUUACUCGGUGAUCAUCCUUUGAAACACCUGCGAUUUUUCGUAAUUACAUUCGCUCUCUGAAAUGAGGAGUACAACUUUCGUUGCCUUUUCGCUCGCGAACCUGCUUCUACUAGCUACAACUCUGAAUGGAGUCAACAUUGAGCCAUCAAGUUGCGCAACCCGAUGCAUGGUCGACAGCAUGUUCAUCACGCAGUGUCAGAACAUGGCAUGUCUAUGCCGAGAAAUCCACUACCAAAAGUCCCUCUACCAGUGUCUCAACUCCCAAUGCGAUUCAUACGACUAUGGUCAUGCAUUGUUUCACACUAUCGGCCUUUACGUCGCCACCGGUGCCGACAUCUACAUGAAAGCCUCUCCUCAGGUACAUGACAAGCUGCUUGAUGUCCGCGAAGCUGAAUACCUCGCCAGCCGCGAAUUGCCCGAGGUGUCAGGCCUGAAGCUGAGACAAAAGAGUGCUGGGCCUGGACGCCAGGGAGUUUGUCAAAUUUCGAUGAUCACUCAGUAUGUCACGACAACUGCUGUUGUCUCGGCUACUCGAGUAGUGUCGCCUUUGUCUGCGGAGGGCGACCCGGGCCCUUAUGGAAAUGGAGGCGGAAGUGAAAUUUCUUUAGUGCCUACUAAUUCGUGCUCGGAAUCGAGCUUUACCAAUGUGAUGGAGACUGCAUUGGCUUCGAGGCCUUGGGUUGUGUCAGGUAAUGAUGCUAUAAGGUAUCGGCCAUCAUUUGCUGGGUUGGCGACUUGUGGUGCGGCGAUGAUUGCGCUGGAUUGGCAUAUUAAUGCUUUCUGAAUUGGUAGACGAACUAUUCAUGGCGGUCUUUUACUUGAUCGUAGUUGUCUAGCACUCGAAGUACACGAGUUGCAUGGUUUAGUCAGCUCAAAAAUCGAUCG
Pseudomassariella vexata is the source of this 1313-nucleotide messenger RNA. RefSeq lists its product as uncharacterized. Bases 490 to 1212 code for a protein of 240 amino acids. Lineage: Eukaryota; Fungi; Ascomycota; Sordariomycetes; Amphisphaeriales; Pseudomassariaceae. The transcript has 3 exons. The record is from RefSeq and is a predicted model, not a curated record.